CGACUAGCGCCCCCUGGCCGCGUCUGGCGCGGCGACUGGUUGGUUUGUAUGCAGGAGUGUUUGCUCUGUUUGCACCAGGGCACUCGACAUCAAAUGCGACCCCUAAGCGAGGAUUAUCAACAGCCUGCGGCUCACGCAAAGCAACUGCGAAUGAAUUCAAACUUUGCCUAUGAUUUCCUCGAGCAAUUUUCAAUUUGCAACCAAAUAUUCAGCAGCCUGUGAUGCUGCUAUAUUGGGAUACUCGCUUCUAUAUCUCUUUCAAGCAACGCAGCCCCAAUCCCCCUGGCGAGCGGCCCCAGGAAGUGCAACAAACACCCAGCAAGCUACUUUAAAGUCGAAGCGCAAUGCCUCUUUUGGACACAAAAUGAAGCCGACAAGCGACGGCAAAUGGGGCGAGCCACCCUCCCUGGCCAUCACCACGUGCGGAAGGGGUAGUGUGGGCCUGCAGCCUGCCCUGCAACCCGCCGACGGUUUCCCCGGAUCACGGCGUUGCGCAGCCGAAGGCCCGUCCGCGGCGGCGACGGCGGCUGCGGCUCCAGUGAUGAACCAGGACCGUCGUCGCCUUUGCCGCAGUGCCGUCGGCGUCACCGUCUCUACACCGUGCUCCGUACUGUGUACAAUAGCCCAUGGUCGUCGUCGUCGUCGUCGUCGUCGUCGUCGUGACGUCGCCCGUGAUUGUUGUGUGCUCGAUAGUGUGCGGCGAUUCGAGUACGAUCACUAAUCCCGCACCCUCUUGGUAGGUUUUUCCUCCGCGGGGUCCUCCACUCUCCCUCCAGGCAGCAAAGCAACAGCAACGGCAACAGCAAGCAAAGCACACCUCGUCACAGUCGUACUCGCGUGUGCUGCCACUGCCGCGCACGCCUGCAAUCUCGCCGUCUCCGACCGACUCCCUCCCAC
Molecule: messenger RNA, 897 nt
Organism: Aplosporella prunicola CBS 121167
Lineage: Eukaryota; Fungi; Ascomycota; Dothideomycetes; Botryosphaeriales; Aplosporellaceae
Exons: 1
Coding region: 170-721 (183 amino acids)
Source: RefSeq, a predicted model, not a curated record